This is a messenger RNA of Colletotrichum spaethianum, 879 nucleotides long. RefSeq lists its product as uncharacterized. The transcript has 2 exons. The record is from RefSeq and is a predicted model, not a curated record. NCBI's taxonomy places the organism in Eukaryota, Fungi, Ascomycota, Sordariomycetes, Glomerellales, Glomerellaceae. Bases 1 to 879 code for a protein of 292 amino acids.
AUGAAGACUCCUACGACGAGGAGGAGGAGCUGGAGUUCGCAAGACAGCAAGAAGAGCAAGCCAAACGAGAACUGGAGCAAUAACCGGAGCCUCGAAAGCGUGGAGGACGACAGCCCCAAGCAAAGCCCGCCGCCAAAGAACAAGACAAUAGUUCACCCUGCACCAAGCCACGACGGCUCCACCGCCUUUGUCGUCUACGAGGCCACAGAAACGGUCGCCAACGACGAUGAGGCCGGUCUCACAACCACCCGACCCCCGUACGCGUUUGUAAUUUAUGACACCACCCCAGAGGCUCUCCGUCCCGGUCGUACCGCCGAGUUAGUGCAGGAGAUUUUUGAGCGUACAUACGAAGAGCGUCGCGGCAACGACUUAUUGCCAAACCGGAUUGAAGUUGUCGCUGUGCCUAUGCCCCAGCCUUCCCCAUCAGAUAUCUGGGACUCUGAGAAGCAGUGGAAGUUUCGGAUGAACCCUAAGCCUAUCGAAUCUCGUGGAGACGGCGGCAGGUUCGAUUGUGUCUUCCCUUGGUUUAUUAACCGCGUGAGGGCCUGUGUACUGCAUUAUGAGGCUGAGCUGAAAAGCCGUCUUGCUAUUAAAGAUAAGGUGGUAGCUAAGUCAUGGUACCUGCCUGAGAGGAUUAAUGAUGGGGCGUAUGCACGAGGUAUUUUUCUAAUUACCCAGCUUAAGGAGGACGUAGAUGAUGGCGGAUAUGGGAAGCUACAAAGCUGGAAGGACGCGCUUGGUUGGACUAAAAGGGUUCCGUCUGAAGACUGGAACUUUAUGACUGAUGAGCGAGCCGACCGUAGUAUCUACGGCGGCCUGUUACAGGUGCUCUUUCAGCCACGUGAGGAGAGGUGGGAGUACGUGGCAGGUGUGCCAUGA